Molecule: messenger RNA, 2203 nt
Organism: Stegastes partitus (bicolor damselfish)
Lineage: Eukaryota; Metazoa; Chordata; Actinopteri; Pomacentridae
Gene: wasf3b
Product: WASP family member 3b
Exons: 3
Coding region: 212-922 (236 amino acids)
Biological process (GO): actin cytoskeleton organization; positive regulation of Arp2/3 complex-mediated actin nucleation
Cellular component (GO): SCAR complex; cytoskeleton
Molecular function (GO): Arp2/3 complex binding; actin binding; protein kinase A regulatory subunit binding
Source: RefSeq, a predicted model, not a curated record
UUUGGCAUUCAACGGGGUGCUGUCAGAAGGCCGUUUCAGCUACACCUACAAGAUUCGGUGGGCAUGUGUAGCAGGUUGGGACGUACACCGACUGUCUCAGUCGCACUCCCGCGAGAAGCGAGGACCCGACCAAUGCCGCUUGUGGCUUUAAUUCUUAUUUAUUUUCUCUUUCAGGGGUCACGGCCCGGAUCCGCAUCACUACCCCAACAGCAUGAACCAUGCUGGCCACGCCCACACAUACUCCGGCCCUCCGCCCAGCGUCCUGGCUGCCCAGAUGGCUGCUGGACACGCUGCUCGAGGAGGAAGUGAACAUGACAACAGAGGCAGGACUAUGAUGGCCUAUCAGAGUGGGACUCUGGGCCGCUCCCACCACCACCAAGUGCCCCUGCCUCCUCCACCUGCUGAGGCUAUGAACGGGGGCUCCAUGUCCCUCCCACCAGUGGACUACGGUAUGGAUGGCUAUGCCAACACUGGGCCUCCUCCCCCUCCUCCCGCCCCCCUCAUCCCUUCUGCCCAGACGGCCUUUGCCUCACCCCCCGGAGGUCCGAUGUCCCCUGGACCAAUGGUUGGCGCUGGCGGCUACGCUCCGCCUCCACCACCUGUAUCUGGAGCCCAGGCAGCUCCACCUCCUCCUGGUCCUCCACCUCCUCCACUUCCAGCUGGUGCCUCCCACUCCACAACCCACAAGAUGUCCUCUGCUGCACCUGCUGAGACCACAGUGGUCAAUGAUGCCCGCAGCGAUCUGCUGGCUGCUAUACGUAUGGGCAUCCAGCUAAAGAAGGUGCAGGAGCAGCAGGAGCAGCAGGCUAAGAGGGAACCGGUUGGAAACGACGUGGCCACCAUCCUGUCGCGACGCAUCGCUGUUGAAUACUCCGACUCAGAGGACGACUCCGAGUUGGAAGAGAACGAUUGGUCGGAUUAACACAUAACACAAAGGAAAAUAGGACAACCACUGAAGAUAUGUGCACAAUAAGAUACGCAGUCAGUCAAUCUCACCUUCACCUGAAAGAAUGCCCACUGUGCCACUUUCACAAGUUGUCACAGACCUGCUGUUGCUGAAAACACAUACACAAACACACUACACCUACACACAAUCACAUGCUGUAGGUUGAUAUAAGCUGAAUGGUCCAAGACUGGAAAUCUGGGGGUGUAUUCAGUAUGCAUAAACACUGUAAAGAGACUAGUAAUAUACCAUAAUGCUGACCACUCUGUGAAACAUUAACACUGAGUUUGAUGAAUAUAUUUCAAAGCAUUGUGAAUACACCCCAGUGGAUGUUUCUCUACCUGUUGUAACACUAUAGACACCCUGUGAAGGUGCUUAUUUCAUGUAUAGUCAAAGCUUGAGAGUGUUAGAAUUAUUAGAAAACUUUCCUCUUGAGCUAACCAAUGUACUUGUCUUUUUUUAAAUGUUUUUACUGAAACACUUGCGUAUGCCAUAGAUCGUGAGGCAAAUUUUUAACGUGUAGACGACAAUAACUGGAAGAAAUGAAGGAGUUCAGUGGCAGCUGUGGUCAGAGAGCCUCAGGCUGCUAAACGAAUGACUGUGAGAAGCAUCUGAAAUGCUGUGGUUCUGGACGAGAGCGCAAUAUGUAAAAAGUCUUACUGAUCAAAAGUAUGUUAACUGUUUGAGCCAACUGCAAUCGCUCACUGCUGUGUGGGAGGGGACGGGGGGACGGGGGAGGGGUCAUGUAUAUGCUAGUUUGAACUCUGUAACAUUUGAACCAGAGACAAAAUAAAAUGAUGAAUGAAGAAUCAUGGCCGGGCUGCCAUGUCUCUUUACUGUUCCACUGUCGUCAUAGAGACGACACAUACCUGGCCCUAAGACUUCAGUUUCCAUGGUAACAGUACAGCUAAGAAGGGAGUUGCCAGGGAAACAGAAGAGUGCGAAAAAGGGGGGGUUGGGGAGGGGGUGCAGUGAUCCAGGACGAGGAUGAACAAAUUAGUCAAGGCAGGAGUUUUAUGCACAGCACAUGUUUGUUUUUAAUACAAAAUUAACAAGAUCUCUCAAUUGAGUGAACUAACCAAAGCAAUAAAAAGUACGACUAACACCUUGGAAAAAUAGACACCACGGUCACACAAAUGUUUUUACAAUAUCUCAGUUAAGUUAGUGCAUGUUGAUUAUCAUUUAUACGUUUCAUUUUGCAGAUACUUAAUUUGUUGUGCCAUUUUCAUCCAAAAAAUAAAGUGCAUUUCACACUGAAAA